Molecule: messenger RNA, 1152 nt
Organism: Talaromyces rugulosus
Lineage: Eukaryota; Fungi; Ascomycota; Eurotiomycetes; Eurotiales; Trichocomaceae
Exons: 2
Coding region: 1-1152 (383 amino acids)
Biological process (GO): lipid homeostasis
Cellular component (GO): endoplasmic reticulum; membrane
Source: RefSeq, a predicted model, not a curated record
AUGUUGGACCCGUUUCCUCCGCCUCGCUGGCUGCAGGACUUGGUGACGCCCUGGGCGGAUUCACUGCAGCUAUACUCUCUACCAUACCAUAUGCACGAGGUUAUAUUCGCCUUUGUGUUUUACCAAACCAUUCACUCUUAUAUCUCGCCACGUCUAUCACGAGCACUAUUCCCUCGAUACUACACGCAAUUACCGCGCCGCACACAGCUGAACUGGGAUAUCCAUGUCGUCUCGCUCGUGCAAAGUAUUCUGGUCAACGGGGUUGCUUUCUAUGUUAUAUUCGCAGAUGGCGAGAGGAAAGAUAUGACCCUUCAUGAGCGUAUUCAUGGAUACACGGGCGCCCUCGGUCUGAUGCAGGCUCUAGCGACAGGGUACUUCCUCUAUGACGUGAUCGUCUGUACAGUACAUGUCAAUCUGUUUGGGCCAGGCAUGUUGCUUCAUGGAGUUAGCGCUUUCUGCGUCUAUAUUCUUGGAUUUAGACCGUUCCUCAACUUUUAUGGGCCGACGUUUAUCCUCUACGAACUUUCAAGCCCGUUCCUCAAUAUCCACUGGUUUUUGGACAAAAUCAACAUGACCGGUAGCACGCUGCAGUGGUACAACGGCAUGCUGUUGAUUGGGGUUUUCUUUUCCUGCCGUCUGGUAUGGGGAACCUGGCAAUCCGUUAUCGUUUACAAAGAUAUGUGGCUCGGCUGGAACCAUUCUCGCUCCAUGUCGAGUUCGCCAUUCUUGGAAGGAGUCCCUACCAACGCCCCCGUUUUCGAAGUCAGAGACGGAGCACUCUGCACAAAUGAGGACUGUCUUCAAGCAAACGCAGAGAUAGCCAAAUUUGCGAAUCAUUUCAUCGACAAGGGGCUCCCGUAUUGGCUGCCCCUCACAUAUAUCGCAGCAAACCUGGCUCUUAAUUUCUUGAACUGGUACUGGCUGUCACAGAUGAUCGAUGCUGUGUUGAAACGAUUCCGAGAACCGGCAGCCAAGGUCAAAGUCUCGCCCAAGACAACCGAACCUUCAGAGCGGGAUCUCGUCCUGGAUGCCGCUGAGAAAUUAAAACAAGAGCUGGGCUAUAUUGAAACAGGAGAUAGAGCCGAGCAGGUUGUGUCAUCAGGCGCACAAGCCGCUCCAGGCGGUGAUUCAUUGACUAGACGGAAGUCAUGA